This is a messenger RNA of Acyrthosiphon pisum (pea aphid), 1856 nucleotides long. RefSeq lists its product as uncharacterized. The record is from RefSeq and is a predicted model, not a curated record. Lineage: Eukaryota; Metazoa; Arthropoda; Insecta; Hemiptera; Aphididae. The transcript is spliced from 4 exons. The coding region runs from base 380 to 1609 and encodes 409 amino acids.
ACCUCAAGUUUGAUAGUCAAAGCAUUUUUCUACCAGAGAAACAAAAAAAACACAUGAUUGUAAAAUCAAUACAUUCUUAUCGCUCCGCUCAGAAUCGAAUAAUAUAGUUAUAAAACAAUCCCCUAAAACACUUUUCUUACAUGUAUACGGACUACGGAGCUAUAAGAUUGAAAACAUCAGAACAAAAAAUUUCAAAUUCUGACCCGAACCAAAGACAUGUGUUUCAGGCGAACCUACAAUUUUGCGUGGAGACCGAAGUUUAGUACACAUAUUACAUAAUAUGUUUAUUAUUAUCAUAUUACACUAAACAAUCGAACUUUUCGAUCCAAAAUUCGCGGGUCGUAUCCCAUUACAAUCCGACGGCAACACCGAAAGUAAUAUGAAAUCGAAAAAGCGGGUGGCCGAACAGCAGGCGCCGGUCGAAUACCGGGAAGAUUACGACGAGAAGUUGGUACAACUGAACAGGCGGUUGGCCGAUACCAGGACCGAGCACCGUCGGGCCGGGGAUGCACUGGACGAUGGUGAGGCCGACUAUGUCGGUACCAAGGAACGGCGCGAUAUGGUGCUCGGCGAAAACGGCCGCCUGAUCUCCGAAUGCCAGAAGUCCGUGGACGGGCUGGUGGUCGAUAAACAGCGGCUAGUGGCCGGGGUGAACAGCUACUGGGCCAUGGUGGACGCGCUGUACGAAAGCAGGGUCGUUCAGUUCGAGCGGAUGUUGACGCGCCUGAAGGAGGAUGCGGACUUUGUCAGGACCAGGUUCGAUACCUCGACCCAGAGGAUAGAGAACAGGGCCACCAUGAUGGACAAGCUCACUCGGGCGUUGGAGAAUGCGAGCAACCUCAAGAAAAUGCAACAAGAAGGCAUGUACACCAACAGACAGAUAUUGGCAUGCUCGAUGUAUAAUUACACCGAGGAGUUGGAGAGAUAUAUCGGCAACUUCUUCGAAACAGUUUUAAUUGACAGAUCUGACAAACGCAAUCGGGAAACAAUGCAAAACAUAAAAGAAUACAACAAAUUAGUUAAGCAAUUUUACAAAUACAGAAGAAAUUAUAUCCCAGCAAGUAAAGAUCAUCGAUUGAUUAUGAUGAACAUACAUCAAUCCAUAAUAAUUAACAAAUUGAAAAUACAGCAAAUGAUGGAAAAAAUUUUGAGAAAAAAAAAUAUCGUGCCGGAGAAGCCAUAUGAAGUCGUUCAUCUUCAUCAAGAACAUAGCAAUUAUAAAAUCGUACCGCAGAGAGAAAAUUCAAAACACGAACCGCUCGUGGAGUUGGAUCCACUUAGAUCCGUUAUUGAACAAAAAAUAAAAUUAGUAGAAGAGAUCACACAACAGGACAUAACAGAAAAUGAAUCACGAGAGUGGAAAUGCAGUUAUUUAAACAAAUUGCUUGACGAAAUUAGAACGGUUGUGGAUAAGGUAAAACAAUACGUAAUCGACGAAGGACAAUCAACAUCAUAUGACACGACUGACUUUGAAUGGUUAUUGAACAAGGGCGCAGUUGGACAUUUGGCUACCAGCAAGACAGCAUCCAUACAGACAUACGAUUAUGACGUAGAAUUGAACAUAAAUCAACCAUACACAGAGUGUAACAGAAACAACUUACAAAUGUAAUUAAAUAACUAUGUUAAAACUUUUUUUCUAAUCAAUUUUUCAACAAAAAAAAUUUUUAGGUACAAGAAAUAUUAAUUGGAACAAAAGUUAUUGCAUAGUUAUGUUUAGUUACAUACUUGUAUCAGUUCUUUUUUUUCAUCUCACACUGUAUAAUAAACAAUAAAAUUAAUUUUUAAUUUUUAACUGUCUAGAUGAGUGAAUUAGUAUAAGGACCCUUUGCCUCCAAGACAUUUUUAGCCAUUAGAGA